AGACGAAAUUAGUACAUUAACAAAGAAAACAAUAAAACAAAAUAAAAUAAUACUAUUAAUAGAUAAUAGAGAGAAGUUGUAAAAAGUUUCUCAAAAUCAACUAAUUUUAUGGGAUAAAAAAUGCUACUAUUAGUUUUAUAAAAAUAUGAGUAAAAACUUUUUAUAAAUAAAAUGAGUUUAUGUAAAAAUGAAUUCUACUUAUUAAAAAUACGAGAUAAUUAUGCACGGAAGAAUGGACUAUAAAUGAAAUAGUAUUCUCUUUGUCCGUAUUAAAAUUCUCGAUCGAGUUCGACCCGAAUUUUAAAAUCUAAAAGAAAUAGAUAAAAAGAAAGUUGAAUUUGAAACUCAACCCGAAUUUUAAAAUCUAAAAGAAAUAGAUAAAAAGAAAGUUGAAUUUGAGACCAAUUUUUAUGCAUUGUUUUUAAAUAUGUGACCUAAUUAACUGUAGUAUAAUAGGGUGUGUGAGAUAUUAUUAGGUGAAAGAGAAAAGGGAUGGGAAAGAAUAGUGACGAUAGUAGGUUUAGGUAGAUGGUGGAAAAAGGGUGGUAGGGUGGGUUGGGAUAGGGUGGCGUCGCGUCCGGUGGUGAUGGGUAGUGUGGGGUUCACUGCGCACACACCGCAGCAGCGCAAGCUAGCAUCCAUCACCCCUCGUCACCAUCCAAUCCAUUCUCCCCCUCUCACAUCAUCAUUUCAACCACCUCCCACCACCACCCUCACCCACCGCACCUUCUCACUAUCGUGCGCCUCAUGCUGUUCAUUCCUAUCCAGUACCCAUCUCCUCUCCAUUUAUUCCCAAUUCAUCCAUCUCUCCACUCAAUUCUUCCUCCCAAUCAUCAAUUAAGUGCAAUACUUCUUCCCAAUCAUCAAUUUCACUCAUAAUUAAGUUCGGAAAUCGAUACUAAACCACGAGAUGUCGUCCGCCGGCGACGCGGUGACGGUGGCCGAACCAGCUGAGAAGCCUCCGCGGCGGUUUCCGCCGCCGUGCUGGACGCAGGAGGAGACCUUGGUCCUCAUCGAGGAGUACCGGGAGCGGUGGUACGCCCUCCGCCGUGGAUACCUCCGGACGGCGGACUGGGACGCGGUCGCCGCCGCUGUGGCGAGCCGCUGCGCCGCCGGCGUGUCCCCGGCGAAGACAUCCGCGCAGUGCCGCCACAAGAUCGAGAAGCUUCGCCAGCGCUACAGAGCGGAGAGGCAGCGCGCCGCCGCGCUCCCGCCGCACCACGGCGGGAGGUACUUCUCGUCGUGGUUCUUCUUCGAGAACAUGGACGCGAUGGAGAACGGCACCGCGCCGCCGCCGAUCGCGCAGAAGCAGGAGGAUUCUGGCGACGGAUCAGCUCGGCUGAAAUCUUUGCUGGAUCAGAAUAUUGUUAAAUUGAAGCUCAAAUCGAAGAACAGCGCCGAAUUAGGAUUCGCCGACGGCGUCAAACCUAAGAGAUUCAGCUCCGGAACUCAGAUCCCGAUCGAUUACUCAGAAAUUCCAGAGAAAAACAUCUCUCACGUGCACGAUCUCGCGAGCUACGGAAGCAGAUCUCAACCGAUAACCGCAAUUCCAAAAUCCUCAUUCAAAUCCAGAUCGAAGAACACCGGCAACAAUUUCAACAUCAGCGACGGAUUCAACCACCAAAUGUUCCAAUCGAAGCUAGAGAAUUUCGACAGUAUAAGAAUCAGGCAGAGUCCAAACGAAGAAUUCUGGAUGAGAGUUCCAGCAAACCACAACUACAACAGUAGCAACAAAUUCGCGGCGGUGAUCGGCGGCGGUGCAAAGAGGGGGAGGAGCGCGGUGGAGGAGAUCGUCGCGUCGAUAAAAACGCUGGGCGAAGGAUUCGUGAGAUUGGAGAAUGCGAAGAUGGAGAUGGCGCGUGAGAUGGAGGCCGCGCGGAUGGAGAUGGAGAUGAAGCGGAACGAGAUGAUGCUGGAAUCGCAGAAGCAGAUUGUGGAUGCGUUUCUGAAGGGAUUGUUUGAGCUCAAGAACAGCAAGAAGAUGAAAACUGAUCAACCCGCUACAGAUUCACCGCACUAAUGUACUGUAUUUUCCUUUUUUCGAGCUUUUUUGAUAAAUGUUUAUAAUGUAUGGAGUUCGAUAGUAAUUUAUUCAGUUUUGUAUGCAUUUGAAAUAAAAAAGCAAAUUGAAUAUUAA
Salvia splendens (bonfire salvia) is the source of this 2137-nucleotide messenger RNA. RefSeq names its product trihelix transcription factor ASIL1. The record is from RefSeq and is a predicted model, not a curated record. Lineage: Eukaryota; Viridiplantae; Streptophyta; Magnoliopsida; Lamiales; Lamiaceae. The transcript has a single exon. Bases 911 to 2020 code for a protein of 369 amino acids.